AUGGAACCAUCCAGUGGUGUAUCCUUUGUUGGAUUACUACAUGAUAAUAAUGCUAGCGAUGAAGAUAAUAAUAAUAAUAAUAUGAUGUCAGAUUCUAGAAAUAACAAGACUCAUGAAGAAAUAGAUUUUGGCAAUGAACACAAUGAUGACGAUGGAUAUGAUGACGAAGAAGAAGAGGAAGAAGAAGAGGAAGAAGAAGAUAAUAACCCAUAUUCAGGAACAAACCAUAUGUAUGCAUCUGGUAUUGCUGCAGUCCUAGAAGAACGCAAUGACUCUGUUCAUCAUCGUUACCAUAAUAAUAAUAAUAAUAAUAAUAAUAAUAAUAAUAAUGAGGAUUAUUCGUCAUCUACAACAACAGCUAAUAAUCCCUCUCACGAACAGUUAAAAGAUAAUUAUUCACAACAAUUAUUUGGAAGCAACUAUGCAACAAUUAAAACCAAUAGCGGCAAUAUUGAAAAUUACUCCAAUAGCAUCGCUUCUACUAACAGUAAUAAUAUGAAUAACCAUAAUGAUAAAGAUGAAGGUUAUAUUGUUUCCUACGCCGAUUUGAAAAACAUUGUCUCUAAUAGUAACGAUAGUACGCACAAUUUACCAGAUGGCGCCACUGGAAUUGGAGACAAGUAUCGCUUCCCAAUACAAAUAAUAGAAGCAGGUCAAUACAGAAACAGCCUGGGGAAAUAUGCUAUUGGCUAUACCAUUUCAUUUAAUUCACAACUAGUCACAAGAAGAUAUUCUGAAUUUGAUAGCUUGCGCCAAUCGCUAUGUAAAUUGUUGCCUACCAUCAUUAUCCCAGUUAUACCAUCCAAGCAUCCCUUAAUCAAAUAUUUUUUGAACCCCUUAAGUGCUGAAAACGAUUUGAAAACUAUUGAAAAACGGAAGCGCUUGUUGACUGUUUUUUUAAAUAACUGUUAUUCUCAUAAAGAGAUUAGGGAUUGUGUUGUCUUUGCAAAGUUUUUAAAUCCAGAGUACACUUGGUCUAAGGUGUUAUCGUCCCCACCGAUCUCUAUUUUGCCAACCAAUACAUUAUUGGCACCACCUUUGGCUCCAACUAAACCUAGCCCAUUGCAUUUAUUAUUGCCAGUGCCCUCGCAUAUAGUUUUGGACCCGCAAUAUUUGACUGCCGCGGAUUCCACAAUUGACUCUCCAAAGUUUAGGAAAUAUGAAAAGUUUCUACAUUUUUAUUAUGAAAAUUGUCGUACUAUUUGGAAAAUUUCUAAACAAGAAAAACACCAUUAUGAACAGCUAACCAAAUCGUUAGCUGAAUUAGGUGCAUAUUAUAAUGCAUUUAGUUUAGAAAAUCACAUAUUUUCAACAUAUAAAGUUACUGAACUAUCUAAAGGCAUUGAAAAAAUAGGCCAAGCCAUUGAUAUAUCAUAUGUUUCUACUGAAUUGUUGUUUGUUAAUUUUCAAAAAUAUUUGGAGGAACCAGUUUGCGAAAUGCUUCAAUUGAUUGAAGAAUCUGAGAAAAUUUUAAAAUUUAGGAAACUAAAACUAACACAAUUUUAUAUUAUAGAUAAGACCAUUAUUAAAAGAAAUAAAACGUUGAAACAAUUGGAAAACAUGGAUACUGAUUUAUCCAAGAUUGAGGAAACUUUGGCCAAAAACGCUUCUGAAUCUAGAACCGUUGCUAAAGUAGUGGAAAAUUUAAAAAAACAAAAAAUAAUAUCAUCAAGCAAGACUACGGAUGGUAUUUGUUUACCAAAGAGUGACCCAACUAUGAAAUCACACCCCUUUUUGGCAAGCACAAACAGUAGGGAUGAUAUGAUAGAUGCCAAUGGUGCUUUGGGCCCCACCGGUAGCAAUAAUGCCAUACUUACUUCAGAAACUGGGAAUGGAAACGAGGAUGAUAACAGUAAUACUACUCAUAGUAGUAGAAGAAGUAGCGUAAAAACAGUACACAAUGAAAAUUCUAAUGCUAUUAUAAAUAACAAUAAUGUCAGCAUUAGUAGUGCUGAUGUUAAUGACAAAACAUUGUCACCAACUCUUGAAGCUCAACAAGUUUCGCCUACAUGUGAUACCGAUAGUACUGAUAGAUUGAAUCAAAGCACCAGCAGCAAAGAUACUAUUCUUUUGAAACAAGAGGAGGAAAGAAAAAGGGAAAUAAUUAAAUUAAAAACAGAGUUGGAAAAGUUAAGGGAUUGUUUUGAACUAAUUAAGAAGGAUAUGAAUGAAGUUAAUUCCAGUAUCGAUUAUGAAUUAGUUACUUUAUUUGCAUAUUUCGACGAAAAAUGGGAUUAUAUGAUGAGAGUUUUAACCAAAUGUAUUUUAUCGUGGAUCAAAGAUUCUUUAGAUUCUUGGAAAAAUGCAAGAGAAUUGGUCAAUCAUAUUUAG
Saccharomycodes ludwigii is the source of this 2331-nucleotide messenger RNA. RefSeq names its product Snx41p (gene SNX41). Gene Ontology annotation, biological process: retrograde transport, endosome to Golgi. Gene Ontology annotation, molecular function: phosphatidylinositol binding. Bases 1 to 2331 code for a protein of 776 amino acids. NCBI's taxonomy places the organism in Eukaryota, Fungi, Ascomycota, Saccharomycetes, Saccharomycodales, Saccharomycodaceae. The record is from RefSeq and is a predicted model, not a curated record. The transcript has a single exon.